This is a messenger RNA of Spathaspora passalidarum NRRL Y-27907, 1950 nucleotides long. Its product is annotated as glycosyltransferase family 32 protein. Gene Ontology annotation, biological process: protein N-linked glycosylation. The record is from RefSeq and is a predicted model, not a curated record. Gene Ontology annotation, cellular component: mannan polymerase complex. Gene Ontology annotation, molecular function: alpha-1,6-mannosyltransferase activity. Bases 11 to 1120 code for a protein of 369 amino acids. The transcript has 2 exons. NCBI's taxonomy places the organism in Eukaryota, Fungi, Ascomycota, Pichiomycetes, Serinales, Debaryomycetaceae.
AAUCACAAUAAUGGCAAAUAAAGAGGAAGAUCCAGAGCUUACUUUCACCAUAGAAGAUGAUUCAGUGGAAGCUAUUCCACUACAAUCCUUGGGAGAACUGUCUAUGAAUUCCAGUAUCUUUGUUGACUCACCUCUAGAGUAUCCAAAACCCGGUAUAUUUCAAACUGCAAACAAGUAUUUCCACUAUAUAUUCAAUAUACUUAGUUACCAAUCAAAACUUCGCAAACAAUUGGCACAUAGUAUCCCUUACAACCGAGACACCCCAUUACCCAAACAAAUAUGGCAAACUUGGAAAGUGAAUCUUGAUGACCCAAAUUUUCCAGCCACAUUCAAAAAUUAUCUGCAAACUUGGACUGAGAAGAACCCUAAUUAUACUCACCAUAUUUUAGCUGAUCAAGAGUGCGAUCAGCUUGUAGCUGAAUUGUAUUCUGGAACUCCCGAUGUGAUCCAUGCUUACCAAAUUAUGCCUAAGCCUAUUCUCAAAGUUGACUUUUUCAGAUAUUUAAUUUUAUAUGCCAAAGGAGGAGUCUAUAGUGACAUGGAUACUAAAGCAGUAAAACCUAUUGAUCACUGGGCCUCCAACUUAGAAAGCAAAAGAUUCAAUUCUACUAUUUAUUCCGAUGAUCCUAAAAACCCUGGUUUGGUUGUAGGAAUAGAGGCAGAUCCCGAGGUUGACCAGUACAAAUAUUUCGCUCGGUCACUCCAAUUCUGUCAGUGGACAAUCCAACUGAAAAAGGGGCAUCCCAUGUUAGGAGAACUAAUCGCAAGGAUUACUGAAACUACAUUGGAACGUGAGGAAAUGGGUCUACUUGAGCACAAGUUAGAUGUUAUGGAAUGGACUGGUCCUGGUAUAUUCUCAGAUUAUGUAUUUGAUUACCUAAACAGUAUUUUUGAUGCAUCUUCAGCUGUGGCCCGUCGGAAAUAUGACAGAAUCUUUGAUAGAACUUUUUUCACACAUAUGGAACAGCCUAUUCUUAUUCAAGAUGUAUUAAUAUUACCAAUUACAUCUUUUAGUCCAGAUGUUGGAUGGAUGGGUGCUCACGAAUCUCUGGAUCCCAUGGCUUAUGCUAGGCAUAUGUUUCUGGGUUCUUGGAAGGUGAAUUCCACUGCUCCAACUUAAGUGGUACAAUUAGCGGUUUUGUAUAGUAUGAUUUCCGUUUGCAAGAGAAUUUGCAUAAGAUAAUUUAGAUAUGCUGAAUCAUGACAUACAUAUUACUGCACUAUCUGGAGUCAAUUCUUAUAUAUAUAUCCCACCCUAAGAUAUAAUUUACUAUAAUAUGUUUGUGAUAUUGGUGGAACAAUAGAGGAUUAUUAUUUUCCUAUUCUAGUAGCACUUUACUUACAACAAAAUAUUUAAAAUUAGAAUCUUCACUGAACCCUUUGUGUCAAUUUGAAAUUUUUCGUAAAUAAACUCAUACAAAAAUUGUUUAGAUUGUAGCAUAAACCAAAAGUGAAUUGUCAUUACUUAUAAUAUAAGAUGUAAGAUCACAGGUAGAGGUUUGCAUACUUAAUUAGGAACGUAUUACUGGUCAUUUACCAAGUCUAGAAUUUUGAAAUAGGAGUGUAUUCCUGAAAAAUAAUCUUGCAAAUCUCAGAAGACCCAAGGCGUGUGUGAGUGAGAGUAAAAUUUUCCAUACCCCACUAUAAUAAAUUGCGAAAAGUACCAGGAUAUUUUCAAAAUCUUCUAGAAGCUAAGGGAAAUAUAGUUCCUAUAUUGUAUUCUAUAUCAUAUCGUGAUGAAGUACCUAGAAUUUAAUCAUGGAGUUCUCCAUGAAGAUAGUAAUAGAAAACACUAUAAUUGGAGAGAAGUAGCCCCGUUUUAAAAUUUGUUAUUUUGGCUUCUCUGGUCAAUAGGAAGACAUAAGCCACCACCAUUGUUCAUAAUUGCCACCUAAUCAAUUAGAUUCGUAAAUGAAAAUUAAAUUUAAUAGCAUUAAGAGUUCUCAAUUU